Camelina sativa (false flax) is the source of this 930-nucleotide messenger RNA. Its product is annotated as zinc finger protein ZAT1-like. Gene Ontology annotation, biological process: regulation of DNA-templated transcription. The record is from RefSeq and is a predicted model, not a curated record. Lineage: Eukaryota; Viridiplantae; Streptophyta; Magnoliopsida; Brassicales; Brassicaceae.
CUUUGUCUUUUUUUGUGUGUGUUUUUCAUCGCAAUGAUGAAUUCACUUCUCAACCAAAAAAAAACCUGUCAAGUAUGCAAGAAAUCAUUUUCAAACGGGAAAGCUCUAGGUGGUCACAUGAAAUCUCAUCGAAAACUUUCUCCCGAAUCAUCAACUAGCUCGAUCACUUCAUCACUACGACCGCGCAUCAACCUUGGAGCAAACAUCAGAACUCAUGAAACAGUUUUGAUGAGAUCUGUCGUCCACACCAAUGAAGUUGUUGGUGGUCAGACACCAGAUCUAAACAAAGAAGGUGAACAACAAGUAACUACUCUCAAGAAAAAGCUCGUCCUCGAUUUAGAUAAGGAAAAUUCUACAGAAUCUCCAGCUUUAUGUCUUUUACAAAUGAAAGACAUGUGGUCAAAAAGUUGUCAGAAUCCAAAGUCGACUGAUAGUUUGAUAUCAACUAGAAAAGGAAAAGAUAUUGAAAUAGAUUCUGAAGAAGAUAUAGAAGAUAGUGAUGACGAGUACGUUGUUGAAGAUGAAGAUAAUAAAGAUGGAGAUGCACUUAAGUUUCUUACUUCAGAUGUGGGAUACCUAACAGCAGACAGCGAUGAAAAUGAUGACAAUUAUGGUGAUGAAAACGCACAUUACGGUACAAAAGAAAGAAAAGGUAAGAAACAAAGUAAAUAUAGGUGUGAUAUAUGCGGAAAAAUUUUACGUUCGUAUCAGGCAUUGGGAGGUCAUCGAACGAGUCACAGUAACAAAAAAUUGAAGAUCUCCGACCAAGAUGCGCCAGCGGUUCGACGACAUUAUGAGUGUCAAAUCUGUAAUAGAGUGUUUGAAUCUGGUCAAGCACUUGGUGGUCACAAAAAGAUUCAUUAUAUGUUCCUCCAACCGUUUAACUUCUCGACUUCCGCCAAGUGAUCAUAGAUUCUAUGAGGCGUUUGU